Molecule: messenger RNA, 1608 nt
Organism: Mycena indigotica
Lineage: Eukaryota; Fungi; Basidiomycota; Agaricomycetes; Agaricales; Mycenaceae
Product: D-arabinono-1,4-lactone oxidase
Exons: 13
Coding region: 37-1608 (523 amino acids)
Cellular component (GO): membrane
Molecular function (GO): FAD binding; D-arabinono-1,4-lactone oxidase activity
Source: RefSeq, a predicted model, not a curated record
UUUCUUGGCGUCGUCGUCAUCUGCUCGCCCUGGCACAUGCGUCUCCCGGCAUUCUCACUCUUCGCGUCAGACUGGUUAUAUACCUCCUGGCAACUCCCCGUCGGGCCUUCAUCCCCCUCCUCCCAGCGCCUCGUCCAGGGCGAGGUCUAUAAUACUUUUGACGGUCCCGGCUUCCCAGCCUGCAACAAUGUCGCGAAGAUUUACUACCCCACCACCGUCGACGAGAUGGCCGCCAUCGUCAAAAACGCGAGUGCAAACGGAAUCCCCGUUCGGGCUAGCGGGAACGGACACAUGUGGUACGACACCAUGUGCUCUGAUGACCCGAAGACUAUCAUUGUGAGGACGGAAUACGUCAACCGCAUCUCCGACCUCCAGCUCAACGGUGCAACUGGCUCGGUUGUCGUUGAGGCCGGUACCACUUUCCCCCAAGUCGCCCAAUGGUUGCAAGACCGCAAGGCUGCGCUUGGUUAUACCCUUGUCAACUGGAACAUCACCCUCGGCGGUGCCAUCGCCAUGGGCGCCCAUCGCUCCUCCCUGCGUGAAGAGUCACAAGUCUCCGCUGCUGCUCUCUCGAUGGACAUCAUCAACGGCAACGGUGACAUUGUCCACGUCGAAAAGUCCAACUCGGACGACUGGCUCGCGGCUACGACCUCGCUCGGUCUACUCGGCAUCAUUGCUCGCGUCAAGAUUUCCAUUUUGGCCGACUACAAGGUCUGGGCGAACCAGACCACUUUCGACGAAGACCAGAUCUUGAACGGCGAUCUUCACAAGCUGGUGUCGCCCUAUGUCACUGCCAACCUCUGGUGGUGGCCCAGCGUCAAGAAGUUCCAUUUGCGCACGUACGGUGUUGUCCCCGUCUCGACUUUUGGAAAUGCUUUCCAAUCGACAUUCUCUGUCACUUCCCUCGAAGGCGAUCUCGCUCUUUCCCUCCUCAACGGCGGACAGAACUCCAGCAGUGCCAACUUCUUCUCCGCUGGCAUCUUCUACGGACUUUGGUCAUUGCCCAAUUUCCAUGAAACUGUUUUGGACUUGCCUCUCCUUAUCUGGCCCGUCAUCGGUCGUGCAUACGAUGUGCUCAUCGGUGGACUUUACCCCAAUCAACGCCCCGAGUGGGAGUACGACCUGCACGGAAAGACCCUUGAGCUUGCUGUCCCCGUCGACCAGGGCCCUGCUCUCCUUCGCCGCGUUCGCCAACUCCUCGACCAGAGUGCCGCCGACGGCAAGGCCGUUACCUCGACUUACCGCAGCGGCAUCAACAUCAAGUUUGGCCGCCCCUUCGACAGCUUCCUCGGCCAGACAACUGAGCGCAUCGGGAACCGCACCGCUGAUUGGUCCAAGGGCGCCAUGAUGUUUGACUUCCCCUCAUUCGUACCCACCACUGGCGACCGCCACCGCUUCAACGAACAGUGGUAUCUUGACCUCGCCAAGAUCCUCGUCGACGAGUUCCCCGUCCGCCCCCACUGGACGAAGAACACGCGUGCGAUCUUCCAGAACUCGGUCAAGAACCUCUCCCCCGACAGUCUUAAGCGCUUUGCGGCCGUGCGGGCCAAGUUCGACCCGAAAAAGACGUUCAAGAGCGUUGUUGGAGAGAUCAUCGGUGUUGUGUAG